Oppiella nova is the source of this 2460-nucleotide messenger RNA. NCBI's taxonomy places the organism in Eukaryota, Metazoa, Arthropoda, Arachnida, Sarcoptiformes, Oppiidae. The record is from the annotation of a GenBank genome assembly.
AUGAUAGUGUCGGCGCCCUAUCGUAAGCUAAUGGUGCCGGUGAUGAUGCGUCGGCUCCGAGUGGAUCCCAAGGUUUUGUUCAAUAAGAUCAAACAAAGUCAAGUUGCCAGUGACCAGGGUAACAAUGAUCAAAUGGACAAAAGUAGCGAUUCAUCGCAAACGGAUAUGUCUAUCGAUACAUAUAAGGGAAAUACAUCCGACCUUUUGAUAACAUACGGGUUGGAGAUGGAGGGUAUGUCCGCCUAUCCUAUCCCUCGCAAUAUUGAUAAUACAGAUCUAGUGCUCGACUCGUAUGCCUUUCAUGCAAAUGAAGAUUAUGUAGCCAUUGAUGAGUGCCAUAAGAGUUCUGUGGCUAAAUAUCUGGAGUUUAUAUUUUGCAUAUGCGAGUGGACCGGAAAUUUCGUAACAUUUUUGGACGGGUUGUUACAGUCGAUGAUAGUGUCGGCGCCCUAUCGUAAGCUAAUGGUGCCGGUGAUGAUGCGUCGACUCCGAGUGGAUCCCAAGGUUUUGUUCAAUAAGGUUAAACAAAGACAAGUUGCCAGUGACCAGGGUAACAAUGAUCAAAUGGACAAAAGUAGCGAUUCAUCGCAAACGGAUAUGUCUAUCGAUACAUUUAAGGGAAAUACAGUCAGAAAUAUUGAGAGAUUUGCCUUAAAGUCGGCUAAAAUUGCCUUUCAUUUUAACGAGAAGUCCAACCUUUUGAUAACAUACGGGUUGGAGAUGGAGGGUAUGUCCGCCUACCCUAUCCCUCGCAAUAUUGAUAAUACAGAUCUAGUGCUCGACUCGUAUGCCUUUCAUGCAAAUGAAGAUUAUGUAGCCAUUGAUGAGUGCCAUAAGAGUUCUGUGGCUAAAUAUCUGGAGGUUUGCAAAUACAUGGCUUUGAAAGUGCACCAGAUGGGUUUCAAGCAAAUGAAAUGCGAUUUCAAUUACCAGUCCAUCAGCGAGGAUGUGAUACAAGAGUACAGAAAUGAAAACAAUGAAAACCAUGUGUUGUUUCGAGUGUUGGAUAAAAUACUGUCAGAAAUUACUGAUGAAAACCGGAAUCUGAAGAACAGUACUCUUAUUAAUAACGUGUUGAAUGAGAUUCGCACGAAUCCGGAGUACGACUGGACUCGAGAUGUCGUGAAUCAGGUCUCGGGUAACGAGCGAUUGAUACGAACUCUUGUGGACAUUGUCUGCGAAAACCUUUUGUCGGUCUUUGAGGUCAAAGUAUCGGAAAUUAAUUUGAGUAGAGCUCUGAUGGCUACAGAUGUGGAUCAGUAUAUCAAGCAUUUCAGAGCCACAACCAGUGACAUCGAUUACGAUUUAAUUGUUAAAUCAAAACAAGAUUUACCUGAAAAGUGUAAAAUGUAUAAUUCAAUGGAAUGGGAUCUAAAACAAGAGAUACCAUUAAAACCUUCACAUUUGGUUAUAGUGAGAGAUACGCAAGAUUUAUGGGCUUUAGAUUUGGAUCAAUUCAUACAAGACUUGUAUGACUUAAUCAAAUCUAAUGGAUUCCUAUUAACGGUAUUCCGGUAUAAGUUCACUGAACCGGAACUGGCGUUGAAUUCAUUGAAUGGAAAUAAAGUCCUAAAUAAUUGUGAUUUAGAGACUCGGAUCACAAUUUCCAACGAGUAUUUCCUAAACUUGGGUCAAACCCGAGACAUAUCAGCACUUCAGUGGUAUGACUCGAAAUGUGUGGCCCCAUCUCAGCUAGCAUAUAGUUUCCUGGGUAAUCCUGCAAAUAAAGUCAAAAUCAACAUUUACAGCUCCGGUAUUAUAUUCCAUGACGUUCUGGUUGCAACAGGCCGUAUACCUAUGGGACAGGAGGCUUUCGUAACUGACUGUGCGAUUGGCACCGAAUAUGCCGGUCGUCGUGCGGAUACGGGUCAGAGGGUUAUGGGUAUGGAAUUGGGCCGAUGUUAUGCUACUUCUGUAUACUCGGCCACUGAUGUUUUCACUCACAUCCCUGACCACUGGUCUAUGGACGACGCCGUCUCCAUACUCAGCACUUAUAGUACUGUGUUUUAUGGAUUGAUUCAAAUGGGGAAAUUGAAACAAGGGGAGAGUAUAUUAAUUCACUCGGCGGCGGGUGGUGUGGGUCAGGCAGCCCUCAAUAUAUGCAAACACUAUAAGUGCGAUAUCUAUGUGACGGUCGGAACCGAUGAGAAAAAGGAGUUUUUGAUCAAAGAAUACAACAUUCCUUCGAACAGAAUAUUCAACUCAAGGGAUACUCUCUUCAGGAAUCAAAUUAUGAAACUCACGAACGCAAAGGGAGUGAACGUUGUAUUGAAUUCAUUGACUGGCGAUAAACUGAUGGCCAGUUACGAGUGUGUGGCCAAUCACGGCAGGUUUGUGGAGAUGGGACGGUAUGAUAUGGUUCAGGCGACCAAACUGUCAAUGUUUGACUUCGCCCGCAAUAUUGACUUCAUAAGUGUUGUGUUGGAUCUGUUUAUUCCGGAUGAAGCAAAUACGGCGUUC